Enterobius vermicularis (human pinworm) is the source of this 268-nucleotide messenger RNA. The record is from the annotation of a GenBank genome assembly. Lineage: Eukaryota; Metazoa; Nematoda; Chromadorea; Rhabditida; Oxyuridae.
GAAAAAUGUCUUGCUGAACAUUCACCAUUGGAUUUGUUACAUAUCAAAAUUCUCAUUAUUGCUGUUUAUAUUCUCGUCUUUUUGCUAUGCUUAUUUGGAAAUGUUUUCACCUUAACUGUUAUUGUAUUACAACGUUCCAUGCGAACAUCAACAAAUUUUUUCCUAGCAAAUUUAGCUGUCGCCGAUGUAUUAGUGGCGCUAUUUUGUAUACUUCAAAAUAUGUAUCAAUUGGUUAUCACCGAUCAUUCGGUUUGGAUAUUUGGUAAGU